Penicillium alfredii is the source of this 1719-nucleotide messenger RNA. Its product is annotated as DNA-(apurinic or apyrimidinic site) lyase APN1. Gene Ontology annotation, cellular component: nucleus; mitochondrion. Bases 1 to 1719 code for a protein of 572 amino acids. The record is from RefSeq and is a predicted model, not a curated record. NCBI's taxonomy places the organism in Eukaryota, Fungi, Ascomycota, Eurotiomycetes, Eurotiales, Aspergillaceae. Gene Ontology annotation, molecular function: DNA-(apurinic or apyrimidinic site) endonuclease activity; DNA binding; zinc ion binding. The transcript is spliced from 5 exons. Gene Ontology annotation, biological process: base-excision repair.
AUGCCUCGAGAAUCGCCUGUUAAAUCAUCCAGCGACCCAACCCGCAAAUCCUCGAUGUGCGCAGAUUCUGUGACCCAAGCAGGUCACAAAAGGAAUCUCAGCAAUGGAACAUCUGGUGAUUCUCCUGUGAGAAGAUCCAAGCGCCAGAAAUCCAGCGCCAACCUGAAAGAACCUUCGUCUCCAGAGACAUCGGAAACCGAGACCGAACAGGUUAUUAUCGCGCCUAAAAAGGAGGCAGGCAGUGCGACAGCACUGGUUGACACUCCGAAGAAAAGGGGAUCUGCCAAGAAAGCGAACACUGCCCCAAUUAUCAAGAGUGAAACCACCGAGGACACGAAGACCGUGUCCAAUAUCGCGGGUGGCAAGCCAGAAAGUGUGGCAAAGACAGAAGAGGCAGAUACCGACAUUAAGAAAGAAGCCAAAGCCACCCCCAACAAGCCCCAAAAGAAGGGGAAGAAAGCAACCAAAGAAAAAGACACCGAGACAAUGCCGUUGGCACCACGGUCGCAAGGCCUCCGCAUGUUCGUCGGUGCUCAUGUCAGUGCUGCAAAAGGUGUUUUCAACUCAAUCCAUAAUAGCGUGCAGAUUGGUGGCAACGCAUUGGCUCUGUUCCUGAAGUCGCAGCGAAAAUGGGACAACCCGGCUCUCUUGGACGAUCAUCGAGAUCAGUUCCGACAACUCUGUGCAGAGCAUAAAUACGAUGCAGCCAAGCACAUUCUCCCGCAUGGAUCUUACCUGGUCAACCUGGCACAAAAUGAUAAGGCCAAGGCCAAACAGGCCUACGACUCCUUCCUGGAUGAUCUCCGGCGCUGCGAGGCUCUAGGGAUCACACUAUACAAUUUCCACCCUGGGAGUAGCAACCAAACCCCUCUUCCCGACGCCCUCUCCCGACUCGCAAGCACCCUGAGCCAAGCAAUCUCCGACACAACAACCGUCGUCCCCGUCCUGGAGACAAUGUGCGGCCACGGCAGCACAAUCGGCGGCUCACUAACAGAAUUCCGCGAUCUGCUAGCCCUAAUCCCGAAAGAGCACCACUCCCGGAUCGGCAUCUGCAUCGACACCUGCCACAGUUUUGCAGCGGGAUACGACCUGGCCUCACCAGCGGGAUUCAAGUCCUUCCUCACCGAGUUCGACGAGCUAAUCGGUCUGCACCACCUGCGCGCCCUGCACCUCAACGACUCCAAGGCCCCGCGCGCUAGCAAACGCGACCUGCACGCCAACAUCGGCACGGGGUUCCUGGGCCUGCGCGCGUUCCAUAACGUGAUGAACGAGUCGCGCUUCGAGGGGCUGCCCAUGAUUCUAGAAACGCCUAUCGAUCGGCCGCAUGGCCAGCCUGCUUCGGCUGCGGAUGAUGGUGCGGACGGUGAGGAUGGCAGCGAGAGUGAUUCUGCGAAGACGAAGAAGAAAAAGCCUGCUAAAAAGACUCCUAAACGUCCUGCGGGUGCGACCCCACCGACUGUCGCUGACCCCGGCGUCUGGGCGCGCGAGAUCAAGUUGCUGGAAUCGCUUAUUGGCAUGGAUCCGGAUGGUGAGGAAUUCCGAGCUCUUGAAGCACGCUUGGCGGAGGAAGGACGGGAGGUACGCGAGAAGCACCAGGAUCAGUUUGAGCGGAAGCUCGAGGCAGAGGAAAAGAAGAAGGCAAAGGCAUCUGGAAAAGCACAAAAGAGUUUGAUGGAUAUGAUGAAGAAGGGGGCUACGGAGGAUGAGAAAAAGACGUGA